Molecule: messenger RNA, 561 nt
Organism: Protopolystoma xenopodis
Lineage: Eukaryota; Metazoa; Platyhelminthes; Monogenea; Polystomatidea; Polystomatidae
Source: the annotation of a GenBank genome assembly
AUGCUGGCGAAACGUUUGGGAAUGUACCACGUCUACGGUCCGACUUUGGAAAUGAUUAUGCAUACAAUGGACUCAGGACAAGUACACCCUUUCUAUUUGCUCUUUCAGUCUGGGCCCAGUACAACGUCUAUUGUGAACUUCCCUCCUCCUCUCUCACCAAUUAUUCCAAAUUCAAACAUACCUAUUCCCUGUCCAGAAUCCCCUAUUUGUUCUACUACUCCUAACUCUUUUCGAUCAUUGCUCGGUGUCUCGGCUUCCCAACUGGCCGAUUUGAGUCCCUGGCAUGAUAGUAUUCAAGUCGGACAGACAAACGAGUCAUCACCUUGCAAAUCCAGCUCUGUGGACAUGGACCAGUCAUCCAAUAUCUGCUUAGAUGAUGACGAGCAGGAUAAUAAGGCUAGUGAUAUAAUUUCAAGCGAAUCUCAUGCAGGUAAGAAGAGGACAAGGAUCAUGGAUGAGUCUGAGGCAGGCAGGAUUAUGUCAACUCCAAGUCUACUGGCGCUCACUCCGGAGCAAUCUACUGCAGCAAGGAAGGAAAAUUCCGUCCUUGAAUUAUUUUAA